Aureobasidium subglaciale EXF-2481 is the source of this 4009-nucleotide messenger RNA. RefSeq lists its product as uncharacterized. Bases 254 to 3733 code for a protein of 1159 amino acids. The record is from RefSeq and is a predicted model, not a curated record. The transcript has a single exon. NCBI's taxonomy places the organism in Eukaryota, Fungi, Ascomycota, Dothideomycetes, Dothideales, Saccotheciaceae.
CUCUCCCUUGCCAAAUUACGGUGAUACGGGAGUGCUGAAACAGAGGCCCGCGGUCUUGCAAAAGCUUGUCUAUUCGACUGUUCGACUGUCUUGAGUGGACUUUAUUUCUUCCGUGUCGAGAUAUGAUGCCUGACAAGAGAUAGUGACUUGGACCAGAUAGAAAGCUCUUCAACCGAGUCCUCGACAGUAGACAGCAGCGCCGUCGGACAUAUCGACACCGACACUCAAGGCGGCCGAUCACUCUUGUUGGAGAAUGGCCUCUUAUUUUGGUCGAACCAACUCGCCCAAGCCAUCCAACCAACGCGCCCACUCAUAUUCGCACAAUUACUCCCCGUCGUCCCCUGUAUCGCAACUGGCGCCGGUCCUGCCACCUAUACCGAGCAUCGCUGAUGUCGCCGACGACGCUCCUGCAACAGGCUUGGGCCUCGAUGGUGCCUUCAGCUUCGACUCGAGUCCACAACGCUCUACGCCCUCCUCAACCUCGGACCUCUCGUCAUCCUCGCCGCUCCGCGAUGCUGCCCCCGCUGCCGUCCCCGCCGCGCGCCCACGAAGCCUGCAGAAGGGGAGAUCUGUAACGAGUCCCGUGGGGGCUCUGCCCAACUUGCAGCAAGCAAACAUGUCACCAUCCUCUCCCCUGGCCGCCCUUUCGAUACCUUAUUCUUCCACCACCGCCCAGGCCAGACCUCGUGCCGGAAACCGACCCUUGCCCGCAGAGUCGACCAUCAAUGGGGUGCCCCAGCAUGCAAAGACGUCCAAGCAGAGACCUGAACUACGCUCCAACAAGUCGUCCAAGGGCAAGUUCAAUCUGCUCAAUCCGGUCAAUCUGCUCAUGCGGAGACGUUCUGCGCAAGCUGUCGAGACGCUGGAAAAGACGGCUACCAAGAACUUGGCCGUCCCACCUAUGGAUCUUCCUGACGGUUAUGAUCCGCGCAUCAGAGGCAAGCUCGUACAUGAUUUCAGUGCCCCAAGAACUCGACGCACUCCAUCAUAUGAUCCUAGCCUAGCCGAAGCCUCGUCCAAGCCGUCGACUGCAAAUGACUCCAUCAAGUCGCUGCAGGAUUCAGUCGAGCGUGAUCCCAAGAGGCAGUCAGUCCAGCACACGCCUGUCUUCGUUGAGCAUAUUGACAGCGAGCCUGAUGAGAAUCGUGUCCAUGCCGAGACGUUGGCAAACAAUGAUUUUAUCGCCCGCAACUCGUGGCAUCACAGUGCUGAUUCCCUCAACAUGCCCCCAUUCGGUCGACGCAGUCAACUCUUUGAUGACCAAUCACAUUCAGAUCCAGCCUCUGAUUCUCCUCACUCUGCCAUGAGCGCUACGAGUGGACCUGGGUGGCAGUAUCAUGAACCCGAGCGCGUCUACUCUCCUGUGUCACCUGAACCUGCUUCGGAACCGAAAUACGAGCAUAACGAAUUCGAGACGGAGAGGAACAAACCGCCGUCACCAUCAAUUCAGCAGGAACCUCAACCUUCGCCUAAUCUCAUGCCAGAGCCUACCUCUACCCUACCCCGGCAUAUGGCCAGUACGACUUCCCGAUUCAGCUUCCAGAUUGCAAAUGAUUCGAUAGCUGAAGAAAAAUUGCUGGAGGAAAGGCACAAACUCCGCCACUCGAUUGUGACCCAGAACCCGCCAACGUUUGAGCCUGACGAGUACGAAGAGGAAGAGGAUAUGUUUGAUGAGAAUGCCAUGUAUGAUCAUGAUGAGAUGGAGGAUGCUUCAGCGAGCGGUCUAUACGAGCACUCUAACCUUGGCCUACCUGAUCGAUUCUCUACCAUGACUUUGGACUCGGAUCAACGUCACUUAUCAAUGGCGACUUCGAACACGCUCGAAUCCAUUACGCCCGCUCAACAAGCGCAGCCCGUCUUUCAGAAUCCACUUCGCUCAAAUCCGCCCCCAAGCUCGAUCAAUCAGCCUGUUUCUGACCCUCGUCCUGAUGCUACAGGGGCUGGAUCUCAGCAAUCGCGUGCCAGACCUGAUUCGGCAAACAGCUUCUACUUCGAUGAUGGCAUACUUGACCAACUCGAAGAUGUUUGUGAAGAGGAGGAAGAAGCCGAAACUUUCGAUGAAGACAAAUUCGACGAUCCAUCGUAUCUCAAAAGGCCUAAUCAACCGCAACACCUUCAAGAAAUAUCAACCGGCACCACGAACUACCUGUCCCUAGACGCACCGAUUCACAAUGUCAAUGGCUACCCAUUCCUCAUACACAAUCCUGGAACUGGUCCGUUUUCUGCUGAUUCGCCUUUCUCGGAGGACUCCUCCCAGCCGAGUGAACAACCGCAAGAUUCCCAAGAAGAAGCAGCGCGACACGAUUCCCAACAAGGUCCGCUUGACUGUCACAACCUUGCUGCAUAUCACAGUGCUUUGGCAGAAGCUGCACAUAGGGCUGCUGCUAGCGGUAAAUUCACCAGACAGAACAGUAUAGCCGCUUCCGACUCUGUCUAUUCUGAAGACCAUGAGCAAAGCGAGGAAGAAUACCCUCAGCAACCACAAUAUCCCCAGGCCUAUGUGCCUAUGCAGAUGCAGAUGCAAUUGCCCAUACAAACGCCCAUGCAAAUGCACCUACCGCCGCAAAUGCAGAUGCCCUCACAGCUGCAAACGCAAAUCCAUCCCCAUAUGCAGAUGCAGAUGCAGCCUCAAAUGUCUCACAGCUACAUGUCCGAUCCAACCCAGGUCUCUCGUAACUCGUACUCGGCAACUGACUACGGUAAUCGCGUAACCUUUGAAGACAAUUUCUCUUCAGAGUUUCCCAAUGAUGAGUAUGACUUUGACGACCUGGACUUGAUCUCUGCUGCAAACUCCGAAGCACUUGCAAACGAUGAUGAAGGAUUUUACAGCCAGGAGUUCGGUUUCUAUGCUAGAGCACGACCAGGUGAUGAUUCUGGUACAAUCGAGGCAACCAACGGUGGCUUCUUUGGCGCACCUGGAAUCGAGAUUGUGCGGCAGAAAAGCGUCAAGGAGCCAAACUUGACUCCCAUCACCGAACGCAGCGAAUUCAGUACUCGAAACUCUUAUAUCGGACCUUUCAGUCCUCUGGCCGCUGCCCUGCCAUCGCCUGGCUUCCCGCCGUCCCACAUGGCAGCAGCGCGCAUGAGUCCUCUUGCAUGGCAGCAUCUGCAAGAAGAUGAGAUGACGCUUGCGGAUCUUCGAAGGCUCAAGCAAGGCGCUUUUGGAAGCAGCAGCAAUAGUGUCAAUUCACUCUCUUCAUCUUUUGGCAUACCAGCUCCCUACAGUCCCACAAUGGCUGCACCCAAUAUGCCUGGUGGCUAUUUCAUGCCACGUGCCGGUGGUGGCGUACCAAUGGCCUGGAGCAAUAGCAGCAACUCUAACUACAAUCCUUCUAACCAUUCCUCCAGCCCUGUUCCCACGUCUCCUGUUCACGCAACCAUGGCCAAUAGCAUGGCCAAUAGUCUCACAUUGCAUUCACCUCUGCAGCCUCCACAUGCCUUCUUUGUCCCAGACAAUGUCUCGACUCCAAAGAAGAGUUCGAACGGAGUACACGAGUUACCAGGCACACCGGUCACGGCGAAGAAGGCCGCUGCAAAUGAUACGGCUGCAGCACCAGAACGACAGCGACACCAGUCGCAUUCGCGAUCUGGUAGUGGCGCGGACAACAUCACGUACGUCCGCGAAGAAGACUCUACAGGCGGCAAACGUUGGAUCCUAGAAAGGCGACGCACGAGCGAGGCUGGCCUCCUUGAGUUGAUCGGCAGAGAAGUCGUUGAGGGCGGCCGCAUUUGAUAUCCACGACCUCCCACUCUCUUUCUUUCUCUACCACGUCCAUCAGGUAACGUGGCUGAUCUUCUUUUGGAUGUUUAUACCUUUCACGUUCUGUUCUAGCGAUAACUUAUAAUAUCUUGCAUUCCAUAACCAGAUACCCGUGGUCGACGUACCAAUCAGACAAUUUAUAUAGAAACUUCUCAAUCUUGCCAAAAGACGCUCUAAACUCAACCUCUCUCUUCCAGUUCGUCGAGAAACAUUCUGCAGUGCCUAGCCAUCAGUCGUACCUCUGUUUCA